CCCUCCCCCCGGAGCUAUAAAGCCGCCCGGUGGCCCCCGCAGCGCGCUCACCUCCCUCGCUCUCUGUGCGCCCGGACGCCCAGACCAGGUCUGCGCGCAUCUCUCGGUGGGCAGAUUCCUGGGCGAGAUGGAGUGGGUGUGGGCGCUCGUGCUGCUGGCGGCGCUGGGCAGCACCCGGGCGGAGCGCAACUGCCGGGUGAGCAGCUUCCGAGUCAAGGAGAACUUCGACAAGGCUCGAUUCUCUGGGACUUGGUAUGCAAUGGCCAAGAAGGACCCCGAGGGCCUCUUUCUUCAGGACAACAUCAUCGCUGAGUUCUCAGUGGACGAGAGCGGCCAGAUGAGCGCCACCGCCAAGGGCCGAGUUCGUCUUUUGAACAACUGGGACGUGUGCGCAGACAUGGUGGGCACUUUCACGGACACCGAGGACCCUGCCAAGUUCAAGAUGAAGUACUGGGGUGUAGCGUCCUUUCUCCAGAAAGGAAACGAUGACCACUGGAUCAUCGACACGGACUAUGACACCUAUGCUGUGCAGUACUCCUGCCGCCUCCUGAACCUCGACGGCACCUGUGCUGACAGCUACUCCUUCGUGUUUGCCCGCAACCCCAAUGGCCUGCCCCCUGAAGUGCAGAGAAUCAUAAGGCGGAGGCAGGAGGAGCUAUGCCUGGCCAGGCAGUACAGGCUGAUUGUGCACAAUGGUUACUGUGACCGCAAUUCAGAAAGAAACCUUUUGUAGCAGUAUCGAAGAUGUCAAGUUUCAUUUGAAAACUUCCCACUAACUCUCACUCAGCCUUCAAGUCUAUUUAUCUUAGUUUAGUUUGACCCUCAGGAAACAUAAAACCUUCAGUACACAUAAAAAUAUAUGUGGGAAUAAGUGAAUCUGUUUGCAGUCAGAUAUAUGUCUUACUGGGGUUUCCUAAGGAAUCAUUUGAGGCUUAGGAUUCCAGACUUUGAUUCAUUAAAGUAUAGUCACCUGUUUCCUAUGA
This is a messenger RNA of Hipposideros armiger (great roundleaf bat), 983 nucleotides long. RefSeq names its product retinol binding protein 4 (gene RBP4). NCBI's taxonomy places the organism in Eukaryota, Metazoa, Chordata, Mammalia, Chiroptera, Hipposideridae. Gene Ontology annotation, molecular function: retinol binding; retinol transmembrane transporter activity. The transcript is spliced from 6 exons. Bases 128 to 733 code for a protein of 201 amino acids. Gene Ontology annotation, biological process: retinol transport. The record is from RefSeq and is a predicted model, not a curated record.